UACAAACACUUUCGAGCACAUUACAAAUCUAUCCAAAUGAAAGUUCGUUUGCUUGAGUUGUGUGAUAAAAAAAACUUGAAAUUAUUUGAAAAAAAGAAAAACUCUGAAAAAAAGGUUGAACUCGUUAAUACUCGCACUCAUACUUUUGGCUAAAACAGGCGCAAAUAUUUUGGUUAAACCAUAAAAACAACAACCAGCUAGAAUACCACAACAACUAUAAAGCCAAAGUGAGGUGACAAAGAACCGGAAACCACUUCCGGUGUUGAAAUCUGAUUUUGCGUUCAUUUCCCCGCUGCCGACCAUGUGAGUCUGCGUGUGGCGGCAGGCUUUUGGCUACCACCAUCAUCUUAUCAGGAUUAAGGAAUCAUGUUGCAGCGUUAGCCACAGCACAAUCAUUCCCCCCACAUUCACCGCAAAACUACUACCAGAGAGUGAAUACCAAAGCAAGAAAGGGAAGCAACAGAAGGCCCAAAUAUUUGAAAUUCAAUCGCAUACUUUGCCGUUUACAUGAAGUCUUGCAGUUAAAAAGCAAACCAAACCGAAUCAUGACUAUGUGGGUUAUGAUGAUAAUGACAAUGAAACCAAAGAAACCAACCAUAAUUCUAUUAGUAGCCUCCAUCCUUAGUUUAAGUUUCCAAGAGAUUUAUGCUCAAACCACUUGUAAGAAUGGCCUAGGACGUGUUCUCUACGAGCGUCUGCCAAAUCAACAACUUCAAGGGUACGAUGAUGAUGUGGUGCGCGACACAGCACCGCCUUUUCGCGUUCUAGAGAAAUGUCAGGACUUGUGCUUGCGUGAUCGCACUGGCACCAAUAAUCUGGUGCGUACCUGCACUAGUUUUGAUUUCCAGCCGGGCAGUCGGAUUACAGCAUUUGGCGGCAACAUGGAAUACGAAGAGUCAUUGUGCUACCUAACAUCCGAACAGGCUGGACCAGAGGGCAUUGGCAGUUUGAUGUUGGUGCCAAACAGUGUGCACUUCAAUGAGAUUUGUUUGACAUCAAGUCGUCCCGAAAGAGAAUGUCCCAGUCGGCGCUAUGUUUUUGAACGUCAUCCUCGCAAGAAGUUGAAAUUGCCCAUAUCGGACAUAAAAGAGAUAACAGCUGCAAAUCGUUCCGACUGUGAGGACAAAUGUCUCAAUGAAUUCUCAUUUGUAUGUCGUUCGGCUAAUUUCGACUCCACCAUGAGGUCUUGUACACUCAGCAGAUUCACCCGUCGCACUCAUCCCGAGCUGCUGGAAGAUGAUCCCAAUUCGGAUUACUUGGAAAAUACUUGUCUGAAUGCUGAGCGGCGCUGUGAUGGCUUGGCUGUGUUCGUUAAGGAGGAGAAUAAGCGAUUGGGCGGUCCCUUCGAGGUGGACAUUUUCAAUAACAUGACUUUGGAGGAAUGCCAGACAAUGUGCUUGAGAGCCGAAAAAUAUUUUUGCCGUUCGGUGGAGUUUGAUGAUCAGACCAAACAAUGCAUUUUAUCGGAAGAGGAUUCAAUCUCACAAAAGGAUGAUAUAAGCAUUAGUUCCAGUCCCACACAUCAUUUCUAUGAUCUGGUGUGUUUGGAUAAUCAACGAGCCACCGAUUAUCCUGAUAAUUCUGUGACAUCGCAUCUUUUCUCGAGUGGAAGAAGACCAGAUACAGCAUUUCAACGUUAUCGCAAUUCUCGUCUGGGAGGAGAAUUUCAUUCGGAAAUAACCGGGCGUUCGUUGAGCGAAUGUCUGGAUGAGUGUUUAAGGCAAACGAGUUUCCAAUGCAGAUCUGCUGUAUACAGUGAUCGUUUUCGUACAUGUCGUUUGAGUCGCUACAAUCAGAAGGAUGGCAUGCGCAUUAUUUAUGAUGCAGAUUAUGAUUAUUAUGAGAAUUUGAUGUUGAAUGUUGUGGGUGGUGCGGGCAGUGAUGGUCACUCGGGCAUUGGUGGUUCCAUGGGUGCAGGUCGUCCCUCCGAUCGUCCUGGUGGCGACAACACUUACGGCGGCGACAAUCGUUAUGGCAGUGGUGGUGGUGGAGUUCCUGGUGGCGGUGGCAGAUUACCUGGCGAUGAUGGCAAUUAUGGUCGCCCCCCUUACGAUCGUUAUCCUGGCGAUCCUGGCGGUCCUGAUUAUGACCGUUAUCCAGGUCAAGGUAUGCAUAGACCUGGUGGUGUAGGAGGAGGAGGAGGAGGCGGUGGUCCAGGGCCAGGACCUGGAGGUUUAAGGCCGGGUGGUAUGCCAGCAGGGCCAGGUGGGGGCCGUUACCCGGAUGACUAUGAUGACAGGGACAGGCAUCGUGAUAGAGAACGAGAUCGUUAUCCUCUGGGCGGUGGAGCAGGUGGUUACUAUGACGAUGAUCGUUAUCCCCUAGAUGCAGAUCGCAAUCGUUUGCCAGGAGAUCGUGACAGGGAUAGAGAUCGUUUGCCUGGAGAUCGUUUGCCUGGUGAUCGCUUGCCUGGUGAUCGCUUGCCUGGCGAUCGCUUGCCUGGUGAUCGCUUGCCUGGCGAUCGCUUACCCGGCAAUCGUUUACCUGGUGAUCGUGAUCGUGAUCGCGAUCGUUAUCCCGAUGAUCCAGAACGUUAUCCCGAUGAUCGUGAUCGUGACCGAGACCGCGAUCCUUAUGGCGGACCACAUCGCUAUCCCUCGGACAGGGAUAGAUAUCCACCUGCCGAUAGGUAUAGGCCUUAUGGCAAUCGUUAUCCGGAACGCCCUGGCUCAGGCCGCUAUCCUUAUGAUGAUCAAAUGCCUCCCAAAGAUCGUUAUGCUGAUCGUUAUCCCGAAGGUGAUCGUUAUGGCGAUCGUUAUCCCGGUACACCAGAUCGUUAUCUACCCCGAGAUCGUUAUACUCCCAUGCGUCGACCUGCAUAUCCAGCGCUUGAUGAUAAUAGUUUGCCUUCGGAUCUGCCUCAUACCAGGCCUUAUCCUCCCGAAGAUGAUGCCUCAUAUCGUCCCUAUUUGCCGGGACAUCGUUACUCUGAGGAGCGCUAUGCUGGUCGCUAUCCAAUGCGUUAUCCCCCUAUGCGAGAACCUGUGGGUGGCUAUACGGGACGUGAUGAUCCCGAAGGAAUUUUCCCUGAUCGCCGUUUUAGACCCUCGUCCUAUGACUCCAGAUAUCCCAUGAUUACAGAUGAUCUAAGGCAUGGCUCUGGGCCGCCCAGCAGAUAUGGUCCCGAUGCCCGCUAUCCCGUUGAUGAUAUAGUACAUGGAGCUCGUAGACCUGAACCGGAUUCAGCCAAACGAUAUCCCCCGGCACCCCUCGAGCCGCCCCCAGGAAAAUAUCCUCCCACUUCGCCCAAUAGAUUUCCGGUAGGUAAUGAUCGUUAUCCCAUAGAUAUAUACAAAUAUGGGAAUCGUUAUGGUGGCAGCUCGUCAGGGGGAGGAGGAGGUUACAGACAAGGUUAUAAUCGUCCUCCACUUCCACCCCCACCUUCGUACUACGACAUGGAAUAUGAGGAACGUUAUGGUGAUCGUUAUGGGCCCUACGAUAGCGAUAGGCCUGCGGGUCGCCGGCCCAUAUCCAAUGGCGGUGGUUAUGGCUAUGACAAUCCCUUCAAUCGUCCUUACCAUGGUGGUGGUGGUGGUGGCGCUGGAGGUGCUUUGCAACCUUUGCCCAAUGAUCAUCCCAUACCGGGUGCAUUGCCACCACCCUUGGCCCCGGUAGGUUAUGGGCCGGGAGGUCCACCUGGCAUACCUAGACCUCCCAUCACACGCUGCGAAGAGAGUGAUAAUUUCAAACAGGUGGCUGCACGUCAUAAGAUGAGACGCCAUUUUAUACGUCGUGCUUUGAUAGUGCCUUCCCUUAUACAAUGCGAGAGGGAAUGUGUGGAGAGUCGAGACUUUAUAUGUCGCAGCUUUAACUAUAGGGAUACCGCAGCCACCAAUUAUGAUGAACGUGACAUACCCAACUGUGAAUUGAGUGAUCGGGAUUCCCGUGAGCUAGAUGUUCAUGAUCCCAAUCUGUUUGAUGCAGCCAAUUAUGAUUUCUAUGAGAGAAGCAGCAAUGGACGUUCCGAUGGAGAAUGCAUGGAUGUUACCCAAACCUGCAAUGAGGAAGGCAUGGAAUUUACCAUACGCACCCCCGAAGGUUUUGUGGGUCGCAUUUACACCUAUGGCUACUAUGAUCGUUGCUUCUUCCGUGGCAAUGGCGGCACUGUAAAUGUCCUACGUAUUAGCGGUCCUCAGGGUUAUCCAGAUUGUGGCACCCAACGUUAUGGCGACACUCUGACCAAUAUUGUCGUCGUACAAUUCUCCGAUAAUGUCCAAACAAGUCGCGACAAACGUUAUAACUUGACUUGUGUCUUCCGUGGUCCUGGCGAAGCUGUUGUCACUUCAGGUUACAUUGGAGCUGGGUAUGUUAAGCAGGGUUUCGCGCAAUGUUUGCGAAUUUGUUGAAAGAGAGCAGUGUGGUAUCUUUUUGCAUGACAAUAAAAUUAUCUCUUAUUUAGUUUUGACACAAGUAGACUAAAGAAAGAUGCA
Molecule: messenger RNA, 4430 nt
Organism: Stomoxys calcitrans (stable fly)
Lineage: Eukaryota; Metazoa; Arthropoda; Insecta; Diptera; Muscidae
Gene: nompA
Exons: 15
Coding region: 546-4346 (1266 amino acids)
Source: RefSeq, a predicted model, not a curated record